Messenger RNA from Hippopotamus amphibius kiboko, 384 nucleotides. RefSeq names its product calcitonin receptor-stimulating peptide 1-like. Gene Ontology annotation, cellular component: extracellular region. The transcript is spliced from 3 exons. NCBI's taxonomy places the organism in Eukaryota, Metazoa, Chordata, Mammalia, Artiodactyla, Hippopotamidae. The record is from RefSeq and is a predicted model, not a curated record. Gene Ontology annotation, molecular function: hormone activity; calcitonin receptor binding. The coding region runs from base 1 to 384 and encodes 127 amino acids.
AUGGGCUUCCGGAAGUUUCCCCCCUUCCUGCUCCUCAGCAUCCUGGUCCUGUACCAGGCAGGCAUGCUCCAAGCAGCACCACUCAGGUUGCCCUUUGGUAGUCGCUCUGAUCCUGCUACGCUCGAUGAGGAGGAAUCACGCCUCCUACUGGCUGCAAUGGUGAAUGAUUAUGAGCAGAUGAGGGCCCGUCGGCUGGAGAAGGAGCAGAAGACAGAGGGCUCCAGCAUCACUGCCCAGAAGAGAGCCUGCAACACUGCAACCUGCAUGACCCAUCGGCUGGCAGGCUUGCUGAGCAGAUCUGGGAGCAUGGUGAAGAGCAACUUGUUGCCGACCAAGAUGGGCUUCAGAAUCUUCGGUGGGCGCCGCAGGAACUUUUGGAUCUGA